UUAACGACGCCACGUCGGUAUCCGUUUUCUUGUUUCAUAAUUUAACGACGAAAAUGAGUCAAGGACAACCACGACGACCACAAGCUGAAGAGGAGGAAGCCAUCAAAUACGGUGACGUUUUCAAAGUCUCCGGCGACUUGGCCAACAAACCCAUCACCCCACAAGAUGCCGCCGCCCUGCAGGCCGCCGAGACCAGGGCACUCGGUCGAACCCAGAGAGGCGGACCUGCUGCCGUCAUGCAGUCAGCAGCCACCGUAAACGAAAACCGUGGCGUCGUUGGCCAUCAUGACGUCACUAGCGCCACCAAAGACCAGGGUGUCACCGUCUCCGACGCGGAAGUUGCCGGUCAUCACAUCAUCACCGAGUCGGUCGGCGGAGAGGUGGUGGGGCAGUAUGUGCGAACCAACACGACGGCGUCUCCGGCUCCGGCAAAAACCAGCGGUGAUCUACAGGUUACGAUUGGAGAGGCAUUGGAAGCUAGUGCCCUAUCUGCCGGAGAGAAACCGGUAGAACAGAGCGAUGCCGCCGCGAUACAAGCGGCAGAAAUCCGUGCAACCGGUCGUAUGCAAGUGACACCUGGCGGUAUAGCCGCCAAGGCUCAGGCGGCGGCAUCCCAGAACGCUAGAACGAUGAGCGAAGAGAAGAAAACAAAGCUAGGAGAUGUGUUGACGGAUGCGAGUAAGUUGCUGCCAAAAGACAAACCGGUGACGAGGGAGGAUGCAGAAGGGGUGAUAGGUGCGGAGAUCAGAAACCAGCCGGAGCUGGCUACUUACCCAGGUGGCGUGGCCGCAUCGAUGGCGGCCGCAGCCAGGCUGAACCAGGAGAAAUGAAAUAUGGUUAUGUUUCGGUUACUGUUUAGCAGCUAGUUAUGCAGUCUGUACACCAUGUAGCAGAUACUAUCAUAUGGUCUUACGAUCACAAAUAAACUUGCCAAAAAUAAGAUCCAAAUAUAUUUAAUUCC
Molecule: messenger RNA, 961 nt
Organism: Cynara cardunculus var. scolymus (artichoke)
Lineage: Eukaryota; Viridiplantae; Streptophyta; Magnoliopsida; Asterales; Asteraceae
Product: late embryogenesis abundant protein D-34
Exons: 3
Coding region: 54-830 (258 amino acids)
Source: RefSeq, a predicted model, not a curated record